This is a messenger RNA of Beta vulgaris subsp. vulgaris (sugar beet), 1975 nucleotides long. RefSeq lists its product as uncharacterized. The transcript has 2 exons. NCBI's taxonomy places the organism in Eukaryota, Viridiplantae, Streptophyta, Magnoliopsida, Caryophyllales, Amaranthaceae. The record is from RefSeq and is a predicted model, not a curated record. Bases 309 to 1262 code for a protein of 317 amino acids.
ACCAAAUUGCCAAUAUUUUUACUAAAAAAACUAAUAUGAACCCGGUGCACACUAACUUAGUGUGCACCCGAUCCAUAUCACGUGAGUUUAUUGCCUUUUCAGUUUUUCGCGCGCAUAUCUUCUAAUAUUUUCUCUCUCCUCAGAUUUGUUCAGAAACUGUCUUGUUUCAUCUUUUCUCUUGUCAUAACCUCCUCCCACUAACUUCUGCCCUAAGUUCUUCAGUUUCUCUCUCUUAAAGUUCAGUUUUGUGUAAUCUCUCUCUGCCAUAAUUUUUUCAUUUUGAGUUCUGGUAAAAUUUGAAUUUAGCGAUGGGAAAGAAGACGCUUGGUAACGGAAAUGCUGCAAAACGUAGAGGUUUGCGUUCAUCGCUUGGUCUUGGCGAUGGUGCAAAAGUUUCGGAGGUUACUGGUGCAAAAGUUCCGGAGGUUACUGGAACUUCUCACACUGAUGAGCACAUUGGAGAGCAGGAUAGAAGAAGUGAUCCUGGUGUUAGUGAAGGAACUAAUGUUGGUAAAAUGAUUGUAAUACGAGAAGUACCAAAAGUCAUGAAGAGGGUAAGAGAUGCAAGUCUGAAUCAAACCUUGCUAUCUAUGAAGAAGAAGAAAAUAUCCAGUGUUCCUCAAGAAAAUACAUUAAACCCGUUCAGAACUAAUUGCUGUGGUAAAAGGCUUUGUGAGUUGAAUGAAGCUUUUACUUCUGAGCAGAAAAAAGCUGUUACUGAAAUAGGUUUUGGUUCUUUGUUGCAUUUGAAGAUUACGAGGACUAACAAUGCUUUGAGUGCAUGGUUGGUGGAUAGGUUCGAUGGUGGUUCGGGGAUGUUUAAGGUGGGUUAUGGGAAAGAGUUCAAAGUGAACCAAUAUGAUGUUUAUGAUGUCUUUCAGUUCCCUAUGGUCGAAGGACAGGAUGUGCUGGAUGUCUCUAGGGGACCUAAUGCGGAUAAUCCGCAUUUUGAUUUAAAAGCAAGUUGGAGGGAGUAUUUUAAAGUUGAUCGGGAGAAAGGUCAGAUUGGUUUGAGUGCUGUAUAUUCUGAGCUAAAGAAGUUAGUGGAUGGUGGGGAGGUGUUUAAAAAGCUUUAUGUUUUAUUUGCCUUUUCCUCUUUUUUAGCUCCAGUUACAAAUAACACGCUUGAUUUGCGACUUGUUCUAGCUGUACAUGAGGUUCAGAAAAUUCCUCAUUACAAUUGGUGUAAAUAUAUUUUGGGUAGAUUGAUGUAUGCAAAUGUUCUGUUCAAGAACUCGAUGUGGUCUAAUGGUACGAAAUAGGAGAGUACCAAGACUAUUAAGGAUGGCUAACAUGAUCAUUCUUAUUCUAGAUGUAGUAUCACCUAUUCUACCUAACAAGAUCCGUUGGAUAUGGCUUAUAUCUUGGUUUAGGAUCAAGUGUUACAAGUUUUAUUAAAGUACUAAUCUUAAUUACAACAAAGGAGAGCUUCAUGGAUUAAAGAUUAGUGCUAGUUCGAUCAUGCUAAGUAACAAAGGAGGAGAAACUAAGUGAAGAAGCAAGCAGCUGCCCAAGGGUGUUGGUGAGGUGUGUGCUUGAGGUGCUUAUGUUUAAUUAGUGUUAGUUUAGUCCUAAACAUGCUUUACUUGCACUAAUUGUAAUAGUUAAACACUUAGCUCCUAAAAUCAGUUUUUGUAACACUUAACAUGUAUUUCGGUUUUCCUUUACUUAGCUUAGGAUGUAAUUGUGUGCCAAGUUGGUUGUCCAAGUGUAUGCUGCAGCAAUCAUGAGUUUCCUUGAAGGGAGGAGUCUUUACUUAAAGGAAAUCAUCUUAUUGGACCUCUAAAAGAAGCUACACAUUCAAGGGAAGCUAGGAGGAGCUACGGCAGCCCCUUAGAGAAGCUUUGGCUUUCUUUUGCUUUGUUUAAUCCCCUUAGUGUGUAUUAGCUUAGUUUUUGCUAUAGUAAGUGUUUUAGCUAUGUACUAUAUAUAUGUAACUUGGAACAUGAAUGAAAAGAAGAUUGGAAUGUUGAAA